Ficedula albicollis (Collared flycatcher) is the source of this 5319-nucleotide messenger RNA. It is a transcript of the gene SNX8, whose product is annotated as sorting nexin 8. The coding region runs from base 56 to 1378 and encodes 440 amino acids. The transcript is spliced from 11 exons. Gene Ontology annotation, molecular function: phosphatidylinositol binding. Gene Ontology annotation, biological process: retrograde transport, endosome to Golgi. Lineage: Eukaryota; Metazoa; Chordata; Aves; Passeriformes; Muscicapidae. The record is from RefSeq and is a predicted model, not a curated record.
AAUGUUUCUGUCCAGGACUGAUGUAACAUAUUGAACAGCAGCCUUUGUGGAAAAAAUGUCCUACUGUACCAAAGAGAGAGCUUGCUCAGAUUUGGCAAAGCCUCCAGUAAAUGAACCAAGGGAACCGGAACAGUUUCUGAUGCAGACGCCCCAGGGAAAUCCACUGCUGCUUUCCCACACCCUACAAGAGCUAUUGAGCAAGGAUAGUGUGCAGGUGGAGCUUAUACCUGAGAAGAAGGGCCUUUUUCUGAAACAUGUGGAAUAUGAGGUUUCCAGCAAGCGGUUCAAGUGCUCCGUGUACAGGCGAUACAACGACUUUGUGGUGUUCCACGAGAUGCUGCUGCAGAAGUUCCCCUAUCGUAUGGUGCCAGCACUGCCCCCAAAGAGGAUGCUGGGAGCUGAUCGUGAGUUCAUAGAAUCGAGGAGGAGAGCGCUGAAGCGAUUUAUAAACCUGGUGGCUCGACAUCCCCCUUUCUCAGAAGAUGUGCUCUUGAAACUCUUUCUGUCCUUCAGUGGCUCAGAUGUACAGAAUAAACUAAGGGAGUUGGUCCAGGGAGUAGGAGAUGAAUUUGUGACUUGCAGAUUAGCUACCCAGGCCAAGGACUUCCUCCCAGCUGACAUUCAGGCCCAGUUUGCUGCCAGCAGGGAGCUGAUCAGGAAUAUUUAUAACAGCUUUUACAAGCUGCGGGACCGUGCGGAGAGGAUCGCUGCCCGGGCCAUCGAUAACGCCUCCGACCUCCUCAUAUUUGGGAAGGAGCUGAGUGCUUUGGGCUCAGACACUACCCCACUUCCUUCCUGGGCUGCUUUGAAUAACAACACAUGGGGGACUCUGAAACAAGCCUUGAAGGGUCUGUCUGUUGAAUUUGCACUUCUGGCAGAUAAGGCUGUGCAGCAGGGUAAACAGGAAGAGAAUGAUGUGGUGGAGAAGUUGAACCUUUUCCUGGAUUUACUCCAGUCCUAUAAAGACCUGUGUGAAAGGCACGAGAAGGGGGUGUUGCACAAGCACCAGCGAGCAUUGCACAAGUACAGCAUGAUGAAGAGGCAGAUGAUGAGUGCCACUGUGCAGAACAAAGAGCCAGAAUCUGUGGAGCAGCUGGAGUCCCGGAUUGUGGAGCAAGAAAACGCCAUCAUAACCAUGGAGCUGCGGAAUUACUUCUCCCUGUAUUGCCUGCAUCAGGAGACACAGCUCAUCCACAUCUACCUGCCUCUCACAUCUCACAUUCUGGGGGCCUUUGUCAACUCCCAGAUUCAGGGUCACAAAGAGAUGAGUAAAGUUUGGAAUGAAUUGAAGCCGAAGUUGAGCUGCCUUUUCGUGGGAUCCAGCAGUAUGCCAACUCCACCACUGUCACCUCCAGAGGGAAACUUCUUUUCCAGUUAAUGUUCUCAGCAUCCCACAUGGAGCAAGAAGGGCAAUCAACGAAGGGGUGGGACCUCUACCUCCAAUGAAUCCUCCAAACAGCUUUUUUUUUUUUUUUAAUAUUGCUGCUUUGAGCUGCUCUCUGAUUUAGACUGGAUGUGGGGCAGAACAUACGGAUAUAGAGACAAUUUUGUAAUUUUGCAAUGCCCUGGGGCAGAGCUGAUGUUCAUUUUCCUGCAGACACCCCUCAUGGGGCUGGGACAUGGCCUGGCACAGCGAGUGCUGCAGCGUUGUUGCUGAGGCCUCUGCAUCUUGUACUAACAGUCCUCCAAUCAUGUUUAUCUGCAGCUGUGCUGACACAUCUCUGCACGUCUCUGAAGUGCUGAGAUGAACAGGAUAGCUGAAGCACUUGCUUGUAGUGGAGAUAAAUUGCUUUUUAUGCCUUGGAGGGCCUGCGUCAGGGAUGUGUGUGCAUAGGGAAAGCUGAAAGCCAUCCCCCAUCCCAUUGUAGGUGUCUGGAUUUGAUUUCUUACUGCUAGACCUUAGCACAAAAUGAAUGAAGUGGUUGGAUUUUGUAACCCAGCUGGGCAGGGGUCAGUGCUGCUGUGUGACAGGGAUGUGUGCUGGAUGGACUGGAUUGUCAGUGCGUUUCCCUUCACGGUUGCAGGGCAGCCUGGGGACUUGCUCGUGUUUUUCAGUUUGGGGCCAAAGACAGCUGGGUUCAGGAACUCAGAGGAGUUUGCCUGGCAUAAAUGGGAAAAUAAUUGAUGAAAACACUCCUUAAUUGUGAAUCACUUGUACUACAGGAGCAGAACAGCUACAAGGUAGCUCGUUUAUGUCCUCGGGAGGUUCUGCCCUCCAUCUGGUGAGUAGCUGUUCAGAUCUGUUGGAGAGCUGCUGACCUGAGGGCUAGGCUGGUGUUUUCUUUGGUGUAAUAUCAGAAGUAUCCUGUUGCACCAGCAGUGCUGAUAAAGUUCAUUAGCCAAAAUUCAGUAUUAUCAGGAUGUUACUGCCAUUCUUCCUGGCUGUGGGUAGCACUGCAGUGUUUGUUUGUGAAGGAGAGUAGACAAUUAAGUGAAAGUUCUCAUCUCUGAAAACACCACAGCCCUUGGUAAUGGGGUUUUCAAAACGGUUUGUGGUUGUGAUGAAGGGACUGAACACUCUCCACUUUGCAUCUCCAGUGGCUUUCCCUCGGAGGCAAAGGGGGAGAAUGUGCAUGUUGAGCUCCCUCUGGGGAAAUGGUGCACAUCCUCCAGAGCAACUGAUAAUCAAACUGCAAACGUCUGCAGCAAAACUCUGUGAGCAGGGCUCCCUGAACUGACUUCUCUGGGGCCAAAAUAGUUUCCAAAGGGGAAUUUGUGACUUGGCUUCUUAGCAUUUUCCUUGAAUGGGUAAAAAUGGAAGCACAUUAACAAGGAUGAGUGCUUGCUGUUAAAUUGGGGCCAUUACAGUAUUUUCCCACUGGGGAACUCCCCCAUUGUCAGGAAGUGUAUUUAAAUCCUCCAAUCACAAAAGCUUUUUUGGUGGUUUUUUUUUUUUUUUUAUUUCAAAAUUUCAGUGCAACAUGAAACUCUUCCUAGCCCAGGUGGAAAUACUGUAUUAGUUUCCUCAGCUAGGAGCAAGAUAAGUUGUUUUCCCAGAUUCAGGAGACUGAAUAACCAUUACUCACAUUCCUCAGAAUGGAGUAAAUACACUGCUGUCAGUGAAUUCCUUGAGUGCUGGGCCUUAAACAGUGUGUAGCCAACCUUGCACAGAAUGCACUAAGAGCUUUUUCCAACAAUUCAAUGUUAACUCACUUUCCUCCUGCUCAUGGGCCUUGUCCAGUGAGACAGAUGAGCUGCAAAUGGCUGUGACAGAUUUGAUUCUCUCUCGGAGAUUUCCUAAGUGAUGCAGAAGAAAUUCUGCUUACAAGCUGGAGCAAACUGUCAGGGGAAGGAAAUGUUUCUACAGUCCAGUUACAGAGAAGAUAUAAUCUCAGACAUGGCACAACAGGUUUUUCUGCUUGACCUUGUCUUGAUUAGGAAGAUGGUUUGUGGUUCAAGUGUGGAAAGUGUGUUACCAGACUUUUCCAUGCUCUUCACUCCUGCCAUUAUCAGAAGGUGCUGGCUGGUUAUAGCUGGCUUAGUCUCAGCACCCAUCCUCCCUCAUUUAUCUUUGUUUGCCUGAUGUGGUGAACAGUGAAAUUGAAAAAAUACUGUAUGUUUUGGGGUAAGAUCUUAUAAUUUAUGAUGGAUCUCAUAUGUUACUUGUUUGACUGGGAAGUGUUCUAUAGGAGUGCUUGCAAAGGACUAGCCUGAAUGGAACUUUGCAGUUCUCACUUUUAGAAAAAAAAUUACAAUUUGGAACUUGAUUAAAAAACAAAAAACAACCCCCCAAAAAGCAAUCAUCAAAGUGAUACUAGGGCUUUAGACUAACUCCUCUUUCCUGUUCAUCUUUAAGCACAAAUUGUACAGUCCUAGUGCAGAGACUGUAACAAUGAUAGAGACACCACAGGACCUAUAAAGAAACUGAAAUUAUGUUGUUUUGAGAAACAUCCCCUUCCUCCAUUGUCAGCCUUUGUGUCUUUGAGGAGAUUUUUAGGGGUGGGCUUUUCUUGUUUUGGUUUUACUCUUCACCAGGUAUUUGAGAACUGAGGCCCAGUGUUCUCAAAGCUGAUCCAGCUGCUGGCACUUUUAUUUCAUUCUGGACUGUCAAGCUUCUCUCUCAUUCCUAAACACAUGCAGACACUAUUACAUACAACCUUAGUUUGCAAACCUUUCUUCUGGGAGACUGGUCAGUGUGCAAAUAGCACUGUUUGUUUAUCUCAAUGUGUGAGGGAUUUCCUUACUGUCUUUGUUACUUACGGAUCUGUCAGACUUGGAGGGCAGCAUCAAGCACAGCUUCCUUCCUCCAGAGGGAAGCAGCAGGGACUCCAAGGAUCCAUCAAGCUGACUUCAUCUGUCUGUCUGCCCUAGCCAAUGUGGGAAAACAGUUGUAGUUAACCUCCAUGCUCUUGCCUUCUGCAGUAAACACUAACCAAGCCAGACAAAUUGAGGAGCGUGUGCUGCCUAUCUGAGAUCUGAUGCUACUGUAAGAUGCAGUGCCAAAGUGUUAAUGUGCUUUUGUGAAUGGAAACUUCUCUGUGUGUGCUUGAGGUCAGGGGACCUUCAUGUGCUCAAAGGAGUGAUGAUUCCUUCUUUCCCUCUCCUUUCAUCUUCCUGGCAAGUUGCUCCUCCUAAGUCAUAACAUGUUCAGUGGUGCCUUGCUACAUUCCAGUGCUUUUAAUUCUCCUUUAACCAUGCAAGGGUGAAAUUCCUGGAAUUUGUAACAGGCUAAUUUACACUUCACUUUGUGCUGUUUACUAAAAGACAAAGGUAUCAGCUGGGUACAGAAUUUACUUAAACCAUGUCAGUCUCAGGGCAGCAGGACAAGUAACAUCCCAGCUCUUUGACAUGAGCUAAAAAUUGGGGUUGGGGAAAGCACCUUUCUGAAAGGACUCACCUGUCUGCACACAGGGGAUAGCAGAGGAGUGCAAGCCUGAGCCAUGCUUGUUCUUUUCCUACCCAAACUCCUGGAGGAACAGAAAGUAAUUCUGUGUGAUUGUCACCUGCUGUCUCUCACCCAGCAAUUUAGUUUCCACCAGGAAAUAAACCAUGGUAUUUAACAGGUAUUGGCUGCCAGUUAUUCCCUUUCCUACCAUGCAGUAAGGUCCUACACUCUGUAAAAGCUGCCUGUCCUUUUAAGGGGUGCUAAUUCUAUUUGCCCCAAGCCAUUCUGUCUGUUAGAGCAGCCAGGGACCCUCACUGCCAAGUCAGAAGCAGGGAUGGGUAUCAAAACCUCUGUAAGUAAGUGUGCAGCACAAAAGGAAAAGUAAGGUUUUAAGGUGUUAAUUCAUCCUUCUAAUUCUGAGCUGUGGCUUGCUGAGCAAGAUGAAGAAAGAUGUUUUUGAGCAGUAGAAGUAUUUCCAAACUGCUGGAAGGAGA